CGCAAGGUCGCUACGCCAUGAAGCGGAGCAUGCGGACAAACUCAGUCACAGGACCUCCACAGCGAGAGGAGCGACCAGUCUCGCCAACGCCUCCUCGAGCCAAAGGCAAGGACUCGUUCAGCAUUCGAUCACUUUCGCCUACUGGAUCGUUCUUUGGGCGCAAGAAGCAGAAGGAUAUCAGACAGUCUUUGCGUGGAAAUUCUGUCGAUGCUGGAAGCAGUCGUAUGACCACUUUGAGGAGUUCACAACCGCCUCCUAAAGCUGCGCGCCAGAAGCCUGCGCCAAGUCAGAUACAGAGUCGAUUCAAAUCGCGAUUUGUAGAUUCGGAUGACUCUGAUGACGAAGCGCCUAGGCGACUUCCAUUCAGAAGUCGUUUCGCUGACUCUGACGAUGAAGACGAUGAACCACUGGCUCCGGUGCGUGGCAUACCUCGUCGACAAGGGCAGGAAGACGGCGAUUCCACCGAUUUAGAGGACUCGGACGACCAGAACGAUACGAAGACAGCGUCUCGGAAACGCGAAAAGCAGGCCACACCCAUGGUGCCAAGCUCAGCAGAUAUCGAUAAAGCAAUGGAUGCUGCGAGGAAGAAGCUCGGCACGGAGCAGACUCCGGCCCCACCACAGACACCGCCUCAAGAAGAUGGCAAGCAAGGUCAAAUGCUGACACAGGGCAGUCUUCGGAAGCCGACAGGUGAAGAGACUCCCGAGCCCAAGUCCAGGCCUGAUGAGAUCGACUUCUCGUCUGACAAGAAGCGUCGAACGUUCAUGGGCAGUAUCCUGCGUCGCAAUCGCAGCAGCCAGAAAUCCGUGACCAAACACUCUUUCCAUCAAAGUGAAGCACCACCGAUGCCAUCAAGUCCACUAGUCACACAGCGUCCGCCUACGGCUACGGCAUCACCCAUUACCCCAAAUGCACGACCUCAGAGUCCCACAAGCCCCGGCAAGCUGACGCGACGGAGCUCCAACCAGCCACCGCGUAUGAAGCGUGGUGACUCCACUUUCUCCACGGCAACAGCACCACCGAUGAUGGGUCAGACGUCUACAGGCGAGUGGCCUCUUCCAGCUGUUCCCAAAAUCCCCGACAAUGUCGAAGAGCUCAAAGGUGAGGCUCGUCCAGCCACAUCUGAUGGAACACCUGGGCAGCUGCAGAGGAGUGCGAGCGGCCACAACGUCAGAUUCUCCGAACCGCCGGAAUCCAAUUCUAAAGUCGUGUACAGUGCACGCACGGGCAAGAAGAAAAAGUUUGGCAUGUUGAGACGUGCUUUCGGUCUUAAUGACUAGAGAGCGUCACCGCUGAAGAGCUACUAGUGUGCAGCCAGCAGGCACAGUUCCCUUUUAUCAUAAUGUGUAAUAUCUAUUGCCCAAUUUGAGUGCUACUUCAGCGGCGCUUGAGGCACGACAUCACCAAGUAAGAAGACGAGGAGAUUGAGUGGGAUACCAUAGCUGUUCUCAACAGCAUUCCG
Molecule: messenger RNA, 1462 nt
Organism: Pseudocercospora fijiensis CIRAD86
Lineage: Eukaryota; Fungi; Ascomycota; Dothideomycetes; Mycosphaerellales; Mycosphaerellaceae
Exons: 1
Coding region: 18-1280 (420 amino acids)
Source: RefSeq, a predicted model, not a curated record